UGCAUCUCCCCGUCAGCGCGAAUGCCCUCAGCUACCUUAUGCAUUCCAACAAGGCGCAUGACACUGCAAACAAUAGUCUCAUGGCAUUGUUUAUCAAUUGCAUAUAAUUCUGUCGCAAACAUUUAAGAUUCAUCUGUUUUGAUGAGCCUCAUUUAAUUUCAACUGAAACAUCCAUGUCCAGGACCCGCACGCCAUCAACUCCUUACAAUAUGUCUUCCCUCGCCCUGUGGCUUUGACCAAUCGUUCAUCUCUCCCCACUCACUCUCUUUUUUUGCACUCUCGAUGAGAGAGAGCGUUGCGUUCUCUACAGGAUGGCAGCCCAUUCGCCUCAGCUCAACCGCCGCGGGUCGGUAGACCAGCUCUUCGAGCUGGUGGAAGGUCUCGACGAGACCCAGAUUCACACUCUCCUUGAAGACUUCAACAAUACCGUCUCGAGCAACAUUCCCGUCUCCCACGGCAUCGACUUUUUCGAACAUCCUGCGACGGGCGUGACCAAGACGAAGACUACACCUGCGCGAUCAUCGUCGAUUCGAAAGUCGUUUAAGCAACUUCCUAGGUUGUUCACGCGCACGCCGAGCAAACGAGCUGUCUCUGCACCGAUUGCGCGUCCGAAAACAGCGGCGCCGACGACGAAGCAUUACAGACGGAUUAGUCGACCUGUACUACCGACACUUUCGAGUGGACCAGACCUAGAUGCUCUGCUCUCAGCAUAUCUUGCGCCAGCUCCACCGCCGUCGUCUUCGCAUAAGACCAUUUCGCCAUCGCGAUCGAUAUCGAGUUAUUCUACACUGAGCCUCGAGGCGGAAGAUUCGGGCGUUGAUUCACUGGCGCCGCUUGUAUUCGGUCGACCGCAGCGAGAAGCCAGCCCAAUGGGCGAUAUUAUGGAAGUGCUCUCGUUCUAAGCACCGAAUAUGGACGAAUAAUACCUGCCAGCACGGCACUUGGACGUCCACCACGACAGUAGUGAUGCAACCACUACAACACUAUUUGCUAGCUCUGCUUUGACAUUGGCUCGGCGUUUUUCUAUUCUGUACGAUCAUUGGAGGCGUUUUUAAAGCUGUUUGCUAGUCAGGUACUAGACUGUCUGUCACCCAAGGGGAGGUCCACUUUCUACCAUAUCAUCCUGUUUGUACUCGAUGGAUUCACGAAUUCAUUAUAACUGCCCAACUACGUACCAAUCUACUAUACCCUUUCUUUGUUAUACAGUUGUUCCUUGCCUCGAGGCCUUAAAGACUGUUUGCUGUAGCAAAUUUGCCCGCAUUGACUGUGCACAUCGUCAUCUCGUAAGGCGUUAGCGUAGUGGGCCUCCUAGACGACAUGUCUUGGCAGAACUUGUAAGCUUGCUGCUUGUUGGGGAUCGUACUGCUGCAUCAUUAUUUUUGUGCUGGUGCCCUGCUCAAAAGACUUGAGACCGUGGAUCAGGGGCCAAGGACAACUUUAGUAAAGCGUUUGCCUAAGUUUAUCCUAAGUUAUCACAAGUGAUCCUCAAGUCACCCUAAAUUUACCGAAG
Fusarium odoratissimum NRRL 54006 is the source of this 1510-nucleotide messenger RNA. RefSeq lists its product as uncharacterized. The coding region runs from base 312 to 902 and encodes 196 amino acids. The transcript has 2 exons. The record is from RefSeq and is a predicted model, not a curated record. Lineage: Eukaryota; Fungi; Ascomycota; Sordariomycetes; Hypocreales; Nectriaceae.